Molecule: messenger RNA, 1392 nt
Organism: Solanum lycopersicum (tomato)
Lineage: Eukaryota; Viridiplantae; Streptophyta; Magnoliopsida; Solanales; Solanaceae
Source: RefSeq, a predicted model, not a curated record
GAAACUUAGGAGCAAAAGGUUAUUUGAAAUUAAUUGUAUGUACAAAUUAUAAAAUUAAUUAAUACAUGAAUAAAUAAAGUCAUAGAUUAAGCAAUUGGAUCGGCAGUCCCCACCCCACCCAAAACCUCACUCAUCCGUGAUUUGAUAAGAAGAAAAUUUGAUCUUACGGCUUCAACGAAGGAACCUUCCAUUUCUCUUCCAGAAAUCGAUUUCCAGAAAAGGUAGAUUUAAAAUUGGUAAAAAUGGAGGAUAGAGGAGAAUCGUUCGUGGCAGUGAGGAGGAUAUCCCAAGGAUUUGAAAGAGGGAAUAGUACUUGCCAUUCAUCUUCUGAGGUCAUGGCAGGAUCAACAGCAUGGCUUGGCAGAGGCCUUUCAUGCGUUUGUGCCCAGGGAACCGAUAUUGAUACGCGUCGAUCAUUUGAUGUGACACCAGCUCAGGAGGAAUGCUUGCAAAAACUACAAAACCGUAUAGAUGUUGCAUAUGAUGGUUCAAUUCCUGAACAUCAGGAAGCUUUAAGAGCACUGUGGAAAGCUGCCUUCCCUGUGGAGGAACUCCAUGGUUUAAUAUCUGAGCAAUGGAAGGAUAUGGGUUGGCAAGGGAAGGAUCCAUCUACUGACUUUAGGGGUGCUGGAUUCAUAUCACUGGAGAACUUGUUAUAUUUUGCGAGAAAUUUCCAGAAAUCAUUCCAGGAUCUUCUUCAAAAGCAGGAAGGUGAUAGGGCAUUAUGGGAAUACCCAUUUGCUGUUGCUGGUGUCAACAUCACAUUUAUGUUAAUCCAGAUACUUGAUAUAGAAGCUAUAAAACCAAGAAAUCUUGUGGGAGCAACUUUUUUGAAGUUUCUUGCAGAAAACGAAUCAGCAUUUGAUCUGCUAUAUUGUAUCACAUUUAAGCUGAUGGAUUAUCAGUGGCUCGCCAUGCACGCGUCAUAUAUGGACUUCAAUUUCAUAUGCUCUCUAGAAGUUCCCAUGCCUUUUCCACUUUAUAAGCUGGCUAAAAAUUUCAGUUUGGCUACGGCAGUCGUAACAACCAGAAGUUCCCAUGCUUUUUCCACUUUAUAUGCUGCUUGCUUCAAAGUUUCAGUUUGGCCACAUGGUGUAGGAAUUAGUUUCCCUCGGUGCUAGUAGCUUGAAGCUAUGGGUUUAGAAUUGCUUGUGGAAUAUUUCAUAGUUUUAUAGGUUAGAUAAAAGGUAUUAUUGAGGUAAGGCAGCAUACAGACACUGCAUCCAAAAGAUUUGGAUAAUUUAAUCAUGGCUUCGGCCUCUAACAAGUUGGCUUUACCCAUAUGUUGCACCAAAAGCUAGCAAAAAUCCAUACAGUUGUUGGGUUGUACCACUUUGUAUUUUAUCUGUACUCAAAUAGUUUCUCAGUAUGUAGUUCCUUUUUUUCAGUUAA